Hordeum vulgare subsp. vulgare (domesticated barley) is the source of this 3656-nucleotide messenger RNA. RefSeq names its product cellulose synthase-like protein D3. Gene Ontology annotation, cellular component: trans-Golgi network; plasma membrane. Bases 1 to 3378 code for a protein of 1125 amino acids. NCBI's taxonomy places the organism in Eukaryota, Viridiplantae, Streptophyta, Magnoliopsida, Poales, Poaceae. Gene Ontology annotation, biological process: plant-type primary cell wall biogenesis; cellulose biosynthetic process. The transcript has 4 exons. Gene Ontology annotation, molecular function: cellulose synthase (UDP-forming) activity; mannan synthase activity. The record is from RefSeq and is a predicted model, not a curated record.
AUGUCGGGCACGCAGGGCAAGAAGGCCCCCAGGAACCCCGGCGGGUCGGCGGCCCCGUCGCGGCCGUCGCCGGGGCAGCCGGUGAAGUUCGCGCGCCGGACGCCGAGCGGGCGGUACCUUAGCCUGUCGCGCGAGGACAUAGACAUGGACGGCGAGCUGGGGCCGGACUACGCCAACUACACGGUGCACAUCCCGCCCACCCCGGACAACCAGCCCAUGAUGGACGGCGCCGAGCCGACGGCCGUGGCGAUGAAGGCCGAGGAGCAGUACGUGUCCAACUCGCUCUUCACCGGCGGCUUCAACAGCGUCACCCGCGCCCACCUCAUGGACAGGGUCAUCGACUCCGACGUGACGCACCCGCAGAUGGCCGGCGCCAAGGCCGCCCGCUGCGCCAUGCCGGCCUGCGACGGCAAGGCCAUGCGCAACGAGCGCGGCGACGACGUCGACCCCUGCGAGUGCCGGUUCAAGAUCUGCCGUGACUGCUACCUGGACGCGCAGAAGGACGGCUGCGUCUGCCCCGGCUGCAAGGAGCACUACAAGGUCGGCGACUACGCCGACGACGACCCGCAUGACGUGUCCUCGGGCAAGUCCCUGCUCGCCCGGAACCAGAACGGCGAGUUCGACCACAACCGCUGGCUCUUCGAGAGCUCCGGCACCUACGGCUACGGCAACGCCUUCAUGCCCAAGGGCGGCAUGUACGAGGACGACCUGGACGAGGACGGUUUAGGCGGCGACGGCGGCAUGACGGCCGACAUGAACCAGAAGCCGUUCAAGCCGCUGACCCGCAAGAUGCCGAUGCCGACGUCCAUCAUCAGCCCGUACCGGAUCUUCAUCGUCAUCCGGAUGUUCGUGCUCAUUUUCUACCUCACGUGGCGUAUCCGCAACCCCAACAUGGAGGCGCUCUGGCUGUGGGGCAUGUCCAUCGUCUGCGAGCUCUGGUUCGCCUUCUCCUGGCUUCUCGACAUCCUCCCCAAGGUGAACCCGAUCAACCGGAGCACGGACCUCGCGGUGCUCAAGGAGAAGUUCGAGACGCCGUCGCCGUCCAACCCGCACGGCAGGUCCGACCUGCCGGGCCUGGACGUGUUCGUGUCCACCGCCGACCCGGAGAAGGAGCCGGUGCUCACCACGGCCAACACCAUCCUCUCCAUCUUGGCCGUGGACUACCCGGUGGAGAAGCUGGCAUGCUACGUGUCCGACGACGGGGGCGCCCUGCUCACCUUCGAGGCCAUGGCGGAGGCGGCGAGCUUCGCCAACAUAUGGGUGCCCUUCUGCAAGAAGCACGACAUCGAGCCCCGCAACCCGGACAGCUACUUCGCCAUCAAGGGAGACCCGACCAAGGGCAAGCGGCGGUCGGACUUCGUCAAGGACCGGCGCAAGGUGAAGCGGGAAUACGAUGAGUUCAAGGUGCGGAUCAAUGGCCUCCCGGACUCGAUCCGCCGGCGAUCUGACGCCUUCAACGCCCGCGAGGACAUGAAGAUGCUCAAGCACCUCCGCGAAACCGGCGCCGACCCAGCGGAACAGCCCAAGGUGAAGAAGGCUACCUGGAUGGCCGACGGCACCCAUUGGCCGGGCACCUGGGCCGUGUCCUCCCCUGACCACGCCAAGGGCAACCACGCCGGCAUCCUACAGGUGAUGCUGAGGCCGCCGUCGCCUGACCCACUGUACGGGCUGCACGACGAGGACCAGCUGAUCGACUACAGCGACGUGGACACCCGGCUGCCGAUGCUGGUGUACAUGUCGCGGGAGAAGCGGCCGGGGUACGACCACAACAAGAAGGCGGGCGCCAUGAACGCCCUGGUGCGGUCCUCCGCCGUCAUGUCCAACGGGCCCUUCAUCCUCAACUUCGACUGCGACCACUACAUCAACAACGCGCAGGCCGUCCGCGAAGCCAUGUGCUUCAUGAUGGACCGCGGCGGCGAGCGCAUCUGCUACAUCCAGUUCCCGCAGAGGUUCGAGGGCAUCGACCCCUCCGACCGCUACGCCAACCACAACACCGUCUUCUUCGACGGCAACAUGCGCGCGCUCGACGGCCUCCAGGGCCCCAUGUACGUCGGCACGGGCUGCAUGUUCCGGCGGUUCGCGCUCUACGGCUUCGACCCGCCGCGCACGGCCGAGUACACGGGCUGGCUCUUCAACAAGAAGAAGGUGACCAACUUCAAGGACCCCGAGUCGGACAUGGAGCAGCUCAAGGCGGAGGACUUCGACGCGGAGCUCACGGCGCAGCUGGUGCCCAGGCGGUUCGGCAACUCGUCGGCGAUGCUGGCGUCCAUCCCCAUCGCCGAGUUCCAGGCGCGUCCGAUCGCCGAUCACCCGGCCGUGCUGCACGGUAGGCCGCCGGGCACGCUCACCGUGCCGCGCCCGCCGCUGGACCCGCCCACCGUCGCCGAGGCCGUGUCCGUCAUCUCCUGCUGGUACGAGGACAAGACCGAGUGGGGAGAGCGCGUGGGAUGGAUCUACGGCUCCGUCACCGAGGACGUGGUCACCGGCUACCGCAUGCACAACCGCGGCUGGCGCUCCGUCUACUGGAUCAGCAAACGCGACGCCUUCCUCGGCACAGCCCCCAUCAACAUGACCGACCGACUGCACCAGGUGCUGCGUUGGGCGACGGGGUCGGUGGAGAUCUUCUUCUCGCGGAACAACGCGUUCCUGGCGUCGCGGAAGCUCAUGUUCCUGCAGCGGGUGGCGUACCUCAACGUCGGCAUCUACCCGUUCACCUCCAUCUUCCUGCUCACCUACUGCUUCAUCCCGGCGCUUUCCCUCUUCUCCGGCUUCUUCAUCGUGCAAACGCUCAACGUCGCCUUCCUCUUCUACCUCCUCACCAUCACCAUCACCCUCAUCGCGCUCGGCAUCCUCGAGGUCAAGUGGUCAGGCAUUGAGCUCGAGGACUGGUGGCGCAACGAGCAAUUCUGGCUCAUCUCAGGCACAAGCGCGCACCUAUACGCGGUGGUGCAGGGGCUGCUGAAGGUGAUGGCCGGGAUCGAGAUCUCCUUCACGCUGACGGCCAAGGCGGCGGCGGAAGACAACGAGGACAUCUACGCGGACCUCUACGUCGUCAAGUGGUCAUCGCUGCUCAUCCCGCCCAUCACCAUCGGCAUGCUCAACAUCAUCGCUAUCGCCUUCGCCUUCGCCCGCACCGUCUACAGCGACAACCCGCGGUGGGGCAAGUUCAUCGGCGGCGGUUUCUUCAGCUUCUGGGUGCUCGCUCAUCUCUACCCAUUCGCCAAGGGUCUCAUGGGCCGCCGCGGCAAGACACCCACCAUCGUCUUUGUCUGGUCAGGCCUCAUAUCCAUCACCAUCUCCCUCCUCUGGGUGGCCAUCAGCCCACCGGAGGCCAACUCCACCGGCGGUGCGCGAGGCGGCGGAUUCCAGUUUCCUUGAUAAAUUAUUAGGGUGAUGGGAAAUGUUACUUCCCUGGUGUAUGUGUUGAUGUCCUCGAGCAUGCAUAUGGUAUGGAUGCACGCCAGCCAGCACCAAUCCGGAUGGUGCGUUAUACGUACAAUACAUGAUACAUGAGUUAGCAAAGUCGUUGUCUUGUGUGUUCUUCAAAAAAUACUUGUUCUCUCGUAGUUUUGUGUAUAUGUAUACUUGAAAGGAUUGGGUCAAUGUUUUUGAACAGGAGUAUUGGGGAACGUUUGGACUUUGGGGGAAUUAUUUGA